This is a messenger RNA of Ceratotherium simum simum (southern white rhinoceros), 2653 nucleotides long. NCBI's taxonomy places the organism in Eukaryota, Metazoa, Chordata, Mammalia, Perissodactyla, Rhinocerotidae. The record is from RefSeq and is a predicted model, not a curated record.
UCUGCCCAGAUCGGGAGACAGAGGCAAAGGACAGGGAAGGGCAGCUUUCCGCCAGAGGAUGAGGAUGAAUGCCAAAUAACAGACCUGUAUUACUGGAGGCCCUUCGGGGAGGUGACCGUGAGCUGGCACUGAAGAGAUGAGUGGGCAUUUGGGAACACAGGCAGUGCCAGCAGAGGGACCCGCACUUGCAGAGGCAGAGCAGCAUGAAAAUCCAUGGUGUGUGCCAGAACAAGCGUUUGCAGGGCCGCCCCCUACCGCUCCUGCCCUUGUGUGCCUCUGUGUCUUUGCUGGGUGGCCUGACCUUUGGCUAUGAACUGGCAGUCAUAUCAGGUGCCCUGCUGCCACUGCAGCUUGACUUCGGGCUAAGCUGCUUGGAGCAGGAGCUCCUGGUGGGCAGCCUGCUCCUGGGGGCUCUCCUCGCCUCCCUGGUAGGGGGCUUCUUCAUCGACCGCUAUGGCAGGAAACAAGCCAUCCUCGGGAGCAACUUGGUGCUGUUGGCAGGCAGCCUGAGCCUGGGCCUGGCUAGCUCUCUGACCUGGCUGGUCCUGGGCCGGUCAGCAGCUGGCUUCGCCAUCUCCCUCUCCUCCAUGGCCUGCUGUAUCUACGUGUCAGAGCUGGUGGGGCCACGGCAGCGGGGAGUGCUGGUGUCCCUCUAUGAGGCAGGCAUCACCCUGGGCAUCCUGCUCUCCUACGCACUCAACUACGCACUGGCCGGUGCCCCCUGGGGAUGGAGGCAUAUGUUUGGCUGGGCCGCCGCGCCUGCUCUCCUGCAAUCCCUCAGCCUCCUCUUUCUCCCUGCUCGUACAGAUGAGGCUGCAGCCCACAAGGACCUCAUCCCUCUCCAGGGAGGUGAAGCCACCAAGCUGGGCCUGGGGAGGCCAAGAUACUCCUUUCUGGACCUCUUCAGGGCGCGGGAUAACAUGCGAGGCAGGACCACGGUGGGGCUGGGGCUGGUACUUUUCCAGCAGCUGACAGGGCAGCCCAAUGUGCUGUGCUACGCCUCCACCAUCUUCCGCUCGGUCGGCUUCCGAGGGGGAUCCUCAGCUGUGCUGGCCUCUGUGGGGCUUGGCGCCGUGAAGGUGGCAGCUACCCUGACCGCCAUGGGGCUGGUGGACCGAGCGGGCCGCAGGGCCCUGCUACUAGCUGGCUGUGCCCUCAUGGCCCUGUCUGUCAGCGGCAUGGGCCUCGUCAGCUUUGCUGUGCCCAUGGACUCGGGCCCAAGUUGCCUGGCCAUGCCCAACGCCACCAGGCUGUCAGGCCUCUCUGGGGACUCUGGCCUGCCAAGGGGCAUAUCGCCACCUCCGCUGCCAACAAUCAGCAAGAGCCAAGCGGAGCCAGUCUUGUCAACCUCUAAGAAAACCAAGCCUCAUCCCGAAGCUGGGAACCCCACAGCCCCUCUCCUGCCAGCCCUAAGCCCCGCCUCCCCCGCGUCCCCUUCUCCCGCCCCAGAGCAGGCCCUGCUGCACUGGACUGCGCUGGUCUGCAUGAUGGUCUUUGUGAGCGCCUUCUCCUUUGGGUUUGGACCAGUGACCUGGCUUGUCCUCAGCGAGAUUUACCCCGUGGAGAUCCGAGGGAGGGCCUUCGCCUUCUGCAACAGCUUCAACUGGGCCACCAACCUCUUCAUCAGCCUCUUCUUCCUCGACCUCAUCGGCGCCAUCGGCUUGUCCUGGACCUUCCUGCUGUACGGGCUGACCGCCAUCCUCGGCCUGGGCUUCAUCUAUUUGUGUGUCCCUGAAACAAAAGGCCAGUCGUUGGCAGAGAUAGACCAGCAAUUCCAGAGGAGACGGUUCGCCCUGAGCUUUGGCCACAGGCAGAGCUCAGCUGGCGUCCAGUACAGCCGCAUCGAGGUCUCGGCAGCCUCCUGAGGGGUCCAUCUGCCUGGAAGAUGCUGGAACCAUGGCUUCAGCAGACAGUCUCCAGCUUCCUGCUUGUCUAGGCCCCGGAGCACAAGUGCUAGGUGGUCUUCAAGAGCUGUCCCUGCUUCAGAAGACGUUUUAUUGCUGGGGUGAAAGGGAUGAAAGUCGGAGAACCCCCAAGUCUUCAUUUUGAGUCUCAGGCUCUGAGGGUUCCUAAGCAUCUGCUCUCUUGCCUCGGUUUCCCCACUGACUGAAUCUCUGCAGUACUUCCAAGGAGAACAUCUUAUGGAGUCUCUGUUGCUCUAGGGCUUUCUCAGAGAAUCUAGGGUACCAACCCUGGCAGGAAGUCUCUCCUGGUAUGACCCCUAAAUCCAGCUGAGGAUACCACAUGACUCCACUCUCUUUUUCCAUCUGGGGAGGACUUUUUGGUGAGAGAGAAACCUGCUUUUUGGUUCUUAGUUCUUAGUUUUGCUCAACCCCUCUAAUUCUCCUUCCCAGAAUAUUUAUUAUCCACCAGCAACUCAGACUGUUCUAGUUCUGAUUCUGCUGGUGUUAUUGCUGAAUGACCGUGGGCCUCGGUUUCCCCCGUAUGUACAAUGGGCGACCUGGCCCAAGUAGUUAAGAUCUCUUCUGGCGCCAGUGAGCUGGAAUUCUAAAUGCUGGUAAUAUGACAAAUAUCCAACCUAGGCCCUGCUCUCAAGUUGCUAGUCAUCUCUUCGGGGGAUAUGAGUUUUAAUUAGGGGAGAGGUAAAUGAGAUUCCAGAGUUCUGUGCACUGAAAUCCAAGAGCGUCACAGU